Molecule: messenger RNA, 2560 nt
Organism: Rhinolophus ferrumequinum (greater horseshoe bat)
Lineage: Eukaryota; Metazoa; Chordata; Mammalia; Chiroptera; Rhinolophidae
Gene: SPIC
Product: Spi-C transcription factor
Exons: 6
Coding region: 120-866 (248 amino acids)
Biological process (GO): cell differentiation; regulation of transcription by RNA polymerase II
Cellular component (GO): nucleus
Molecular function (GO): sequence-specific DNA binding; DNA-binding transcription factor activity, RNA polymerase II-specific
Source: RefSeq, a predicted model, not a curated record
AUUUUAUGCAACUCUGCCAGUGAGUUCUUGACAGUUCUGUCUUACCGAUUCUGGUAUUAAUGAAACAUCUUUGUAAAGGGUUGAAGUGUCUUCCUGAAUUGUCAAUUUAUUAAUGAAGCAUGGCUUGUGUUGAACAAGACAAGCUGGGUGAAGCAUUUGAAGAUGCUUUUGAGGUACUGAGGCAACAUUCAGCUGGAGAUCUUCAGUACUCCCCAGAUUACAAAAACUACCUGACUUUCAUCAACCACUGUUCUCAUGUCAGAGGAAAUCCCAACUGCUAUGGUGUGUUGCCUGCAGAGGAACCUGUGUACAACUGGAGAACAGUAAUAAACAGUGCUGCAGACCUCUAUUUUGAAGGGAAUAUUCACCAAUCUCUGCAGAACAUCCCUGAAAACCAACUGGUACAACCUGCUGUUCUCCAGCAAAAGGGAGGAAAAGGCAGGAAGAAGCUCCGACUGUUUGAAUACCUUCAUGAAUCCUUGUGCAAUCCCGAGAUGGCAUCUUGUAUUCAGUGGGUAGAUAAAACCAAAGGCAUCUUUCAGUUUGUAUCAAAAAACAAAGAAAAACUUGCCCAACUUUGGGGAAAAAGAAAAGGCAACCGGAAGACUAUGACUUACCAGAAAAUGGCCAGAGCACUGAGAAAUUAUGGAAGAACAGGGGAAAUCACCAAAAUCCGGAGAAAACUAACUUACCAAUUCAGUGAGGCCAUUCUCCAAAGACUCUCUCCAUCUUAUUUAUUGGAAAAAGAGAUCUUCUACUCACAGUAUGUUCAGCCUGAUCAAGGAUAUCUAAGUUUAAGUAACUGGAAUGCAAAUUGCAAUUAUACAUAUGCCAAUUACCAUGAGCUAAGUCACCCUGACUGCUAAAUAUCCCCUUACAUUUCAUGGUUUCGUGGCAUCAGAAAUCCCUACACAUUUUGGGAUUUUUCUCUUAAAGUAAAUGUUGACCAGAAAAACAAUUAACUUCAUUGUUGCCAUCUUUUAUUAAAUAGCAUAUAAUCUAUACUAACGUGGUAAGAAAUUUUGCCAGUGAACAAUGUUAAAAUGACCAAGUCCCAUUUGAAAGUACAGACUAAAUGUCCUUGUUCUUACUAUUGUCUAUACAAUACUUCCUUCUAGAUUAACAAUGCCAGUAGAGAUUAUUUAAUUUAUAUAUUCAUUUAAACAUUAUUUUCCCGUCAUACCAGACAAAAAAAAAUCACUAACAUAUAUCUGAUUUAACUGGUUAUGCAAACAGAAACUGAUUGCAUACGAUAGUGUUCAUUUCAUGCUAAAAUACAUUUAAUGGCUUUAAAAAUCUUGGCUAUCCUGAACCUAUAUUCUCUCUGCAUUUCAGACCUCAUGGUCUGUCACCUUGUGGUGCUAAAGAAACAAUAAUCUAAGGAAAGUGCCACCUACUUUAAUGAUAAAACUCCAAACAAAGCUUAUACCUCCCACCAAUUAUUUCCUGGCAUUUCUCUCUUCCCUAGAGUAGAUCCAGAAGCCAGCCUGUUCUUGCUCUCCUGCCACUCAACCACAGGGAGGUGCUCUUGCCCUGUUAUCUUUCUGGCCCAACCUUGGAACAUGAUUUCCUGCCCUUGAACUAGGUCCAUCUGAGACCAAACUGGAAUAAGUUGAAGAAAGAAAAAGGGAAAAAAAAAAAAAAAAAAGAUUUUUGAUAAAUGAUAAACUAGGAAAUAAUAAAUCCAGAGAGAAACUAGGAGUUAGACAGUCUGGCUUGAAAGCUAUGGUUGAUUCUCCAUGUUCCAUAAGGAGCUCUGGGAAGAAAUUUGUUUCUUCCUGCUUGGCAGGUUCAUGCAAGUGCCAUCUGGAUUACCAUGAAGCAGGAGAGCUUAGCUUCCUAGACUACGUAGGCCAUUCUUAUCCAGGCCCACAGCUCCCUGGCGCCUGCGCUAUCCAAUUUUUAGCAUUCCCAUUCUCCUUUGUUCCACUGCCCUCCUGGUGCCCUUCCUUCCCCAGGGACUCUUAAGAAAGAACAUGUGUGGGAUAUAAACAAAAAGCAACAGGAACAAGCAAAACAAAUUCACAGAUACAAAAAAACAGAAUGGUGGUUACAAAAGGGAAUGGGGAGAGGACAAAAAGGGUAAACGGGGUCAAAUAUGUGGUAACAGAAGGAAAAUAGGUUUCAGGAGGUGAGCACACAUUGAGGAUACAGAUGAAUUAUGAUGUACACCUGAAAUUUACAGAAUGUUAUUAAUCUAAUCAAUGUUAUCCCAAUAAAUAAAAAUUUUUUGAAAAUAUGGCAGACCCAGAGUGACUAAAUGGAGACAAAACUCUAUAUCGGCCAUCUCCACACGUAGUCUGGGUUUCUGUUACGGAAUGAACAUUUUCCCCACAAAAUUCGGAUGUUGAAAUUUAUCCCUAUUGUGAUUGUAUUUGAAGGUGGGGGUCUUUGGGAGGUGGUUAGGUCAUGAGGGUGGGUCUCUCAUGAGUGGGAUUAAUGUCCUUAUAAAAAAAAGGGAGACCCCACAGAGUUCCCUUUCCCCUUACACCAUGUGAAGAUACAAGAUGGCCAUCUAUGAACCAGGAAGUGGGCCCUCAUCAGACACUGUUCUGGCACU